This is a messenger RNA of Zeugodacus cucurbitae (melon fly), 923 nucleotides long. RefSeq lists its product as uncharacterized. Gene Ontology annotation, cellular component: transcription regulator complex; nucleus. Gene Ontology annotation, biological process: regulation of transcription by RNA polymerase II. NCBI's taxonomy places the organism in Eukaryota, Metazoa, Arthropoda, Insecta, Diptera, Tephritidae. The coding region runs from base 121 to 816 and encodes 231 amino acids. The record is from RefSeq and is a predicted model, not a curated record. The transcript is spliced from 3 exons.
CACAAUCAAUAAAUCCAUUUUGACAUGACUGCAUGAAACAUCAAUAUUUGUGUUUACUAACAUUCGAUUUAUUUUAAUUAUGUUAAGAAAUUAAGAGAUAAACAAAAAUUUUGUAGCAGAAUGACUAGAACCAGCCACAAGAAAAACCGUCCGUUCGAUUUUAAGUUAAUAUCACUGGUACAACCACAUCCAGUACUAUAUCACCGGCACUGGGGUGGCCUUUCAACAUUUGAAUGCAUGAAGGAGAAAAAUCGCAUAUGGAAUGCAAUUGCUUCGGAAAUGGGAACAAGCUCUGAUUUCUGUCUUAGUCGUUGGAAUAAUUUGCGAAACCAUUUCCAGCGAGAGCUGCGCCAUUGUCACGAGUUAUGUCCCAAAGAAGGUACAAUUCGAGGAUCUACUUGGCCUUACCUUGAAAGUAUGCGAUUUCUUGAAAGAAUUGUCCGCUUCAACAAACCUAUAAAAGGUUUAUGUUAUAACAAACGUGAAAGAAAACGUUUGGAUUCUAAGAUCUUGGAAGCAAGUGAGGAAACUAUAUCGGGAUCUUCAUCAUAUAACAACUACCCAUAUAAUGAAGCCUAUAUCGAAUACGAAGAACUUACAAAUUCGAGUUUCGGGAAAAGGGAAUGCGCUGCUUUGCAGAAUGAAGAUGAAAUAAUUCAUGAACGGAUGUUAAACUAUGAGCAAAUGGCAAAGUUAUUUAACAAAAUUCCCAGCGAUUUGAAAGUACAUGUCGAACGACGUAUUAUGACUUACUUAUGUAAGUGUCAACUGCGCGCAAUAGCCAGUGAAGAUAUUUAUAUUCUCAAAUACAUUUGAAUACAUUAAUGAAUUACAAUAAAUUUAUAAUGAAUAAUUCAUGUUUAUGUAGCAGUAAGGUUUGAAAAAAUAAACUUAUGUUAAUGGCAGCUAAACAGAUACUUUGU